Molecule: messenger RNA, 909 nt
Organism: Dovyalis caffra
Lineage: Eukaryota; Viridiplantae; Streptophyta; Magnoliopsida; Malpighiales; Salicaceae
Source: the annotation of a GenBank genome assembly
AUGGAAGAACGAAAUUGGGAGGAUUUAGACGCUGAUUGUCUGGCUAAUGUGCUGGGAAGGGUUGGCCUAGACUCUUUGCUGUUUGAUAUACCUUUUGUGUGCAAAUCUUGGUACAAAUUCACCCUUAAUCCUUUUUGCUGGGAUACUAUUGUUUUUCCAAGCAAUUACAAUGAUGGUGAUGUCCAAAAACGAUUCAUGAAAGAAUACAGAGUCAAGAAAUUUUCUCUUGACGCAUUCGUAAAAUUCAUAGUUGAUCGUAGCCUUGGCAAGUGUACUGCGCUUUAUCUUCAUCACCUGUACUUCGUCAAAGAGGAGACCAUAAACUACGUUGUCGACAAGUGUCCUUCUUUGAGAAGAUUGUCACUGCCUCGUUGUCAAUCUGGUGACGGAGGGUUCAAUGCAGAACUGAUAAGGAAGUUGAAACAUCUGGAGGAGUUGACACUUCGAGAUUCUGCUAAUUUGAUAGAUAUAACACGUGAAAUCAACAUUAACUGCACAAACUUCACUCUAUUGGCUAUUUCUCACGGCGGGGCUUGCAUUAAGGAAGAAGAGGCAUCAGCUAUUGUCAACAACCUUCCAAAGAUUAAGUACCUGAAGCUGUCAAAGGGAUUCAUUGAGCAGAAGAGUUUAGUAAUGAUAUUGAAAGGAUGCAAAAAUCUUGUUCAUUUGGAUGUGAGCAAUUGCUUAGGCUUCAACCCUGAUGAUAAAAUACUAGCACUGGCUUCGCAUAUUGGUGAAUUCAAUUAUAAGGGGUCAGUUUCUGAUGCCAAUUUAAGUGCUGAUUAUUGGGCAUUCUCAAAUGAAUGGAAGGAUGGAGUGAGACAGAGACAGAGACAGAGAGAGAGGCAAGUAACUCCUUUCAUCCAUAGUAGUAGACGAAGAAAUUCUAGUAGUAAUUUACUUGAUUAG